AUGCCUGACUGCCACAGCACAUCCCCUUUGGCUGUGGAAUCUGAGCAAAGAAGGUUUGACUCGGGAAUCCCAAACCCCUUUGAUGAGUGUAUCUCUAAGCAAAGCGCUGCCCCCACCAUCUACCCAAUGAACCUGAGCAUCUCUGAUCAGGACGCGGAAGGGUCCAGUCCCUGCUACUUUGAAGGGGACCAAACAAGCCGGCUUCACAUGCGCCUCAAAAGGAACCUGUUUGAGGGCUCAGCAACAUCAUAUACAAACAGGGCCAUCAUAUCCCAAUUCUGGAAGAAAACUACCAAGAAAAACAGUCCAGUAGACCACUCGCUCUUCUUCUCUUCCAGUAACGUAUCCAGUUCGACCACAGAAUCUUCUCAAGAGGACAGGAGCAGCAAUUCCUCCAAAGAUAGCGUGCAGGACCUUUCCUUGCCUCUCAGUGAAGCCCAUGCCACGAGCAGCGUCGAAGGGGAUCGUUUCUUUGAUGAGCACUUGCGAGCUAAGAGAGCAAGAGUGGAGAAUAUCAUCCGUGGCAUGAGCAGCUCUCCCACUGUCGCCAUUCCUAGCAACGAGCUCGAGAAGGACGGCAGUCACCAGCAGGGAGGCUUGAGGGACCAAUACAAAGAGAACAAACAGCAGCAAAAACAACAUCAACAACAACAGGACGAGGAGGAGGAUGAGGAGGAACGCAGUCCCAAGAACUUGAUAGCUUCAUCCUUCAAGAAACACAGGAGAGAGGAAUGCCACAGGUUGAAACAACAGCUGCAGGAAAUGCAGGGAAAACUCCUAGAACUUCAGGAAAAGUUUUUCCAGGUGUAUGACACCAACGAGCUGGAACAAGAAGAGGAAGAGGACCUGCCAGAUGCCAACUUUCCCUUGGACGGUACUGCUUGCAAGGCAGAGAACGAUGAAGAUGCGCAGGGGAAAUUUGCCCGUGACCUGUCAGAUGUGGAUCACUCUCUCUACAUUGACUAUGUCCAAGCUCUUACCCAAGACAGGGAGCUGACUUCAGGGAAAGACACGACCAGACAUCAAAACACGGACAGAAAAUUCAACAGCAAUAAUCAUUUUUCAUUCUCUCUUGUUGAGGGACGACAUCUCGCAGAUGCCCUGAAGUAUGAACUGAGCAAUGCAGUAGCUCACAUUGUGGACUCUGUGGUGCAGUUGUUCUCAGUUAAACCUUCAAGCUCCUCUCAGUCAUUUCAUCCUUUCCCCCCUUCAAGGCCCAAAGACGCUGUGCAGAGUGACAGCACCAACCUAAGGAUGCCGAGCCAAGAGCUGCGGUGUCCCCAGGAGCCCACGAUACACCAAUAUUUUGAGAAUCCUCAAACCUUUGAUAUUCAGGAUCAAACUGAGGCCUUACCAUUGGUGGUGAGAAAAUCAUCCCAGCCCAGCCUGGUCAACCCAGUGAUCAAACCACCCUGUCAGAUUGGUCACACCAGCACAGCAUUAGCAAUAGCUCUUGGUUCUCAGUUGCCUUUGAAUGAUUUGCCUGUACCUGUGAUGAGUUACGGGAUGCAUGCGGAUAUAGGACACAAUCUCUCCUCCUCUGCCAAGGACCCAGCCUCUCCCGAAUCUAUAGAUCUUUCCUGGGAAACGGUGAAGCUGAGAUCAAAGAUUGCUCCCCAUCACAUGACUCAACAGCCAUACUCGCGCUUUCACCAGGGCCCAGUGGAUAGUCUGUGUCUGACUCACAUUAAGGCUGAAUGUGGAGAUCUCCAUAGCUUGGCGGAAGUCUCUCCCUACACAUCAAUUAAUAUUCAAGAGGGCCUGACACCCAACCACCUGAAGAAAGCCAAGCUGAUGUUUUUCUACACUCGCUAUCCCAGCUCCAACACGCUGAAAACCUACUUUCCUGAUGUCAAGUUCAACAGAUGCAUCACUUCUCAGCUGAUCAAAUGGUUCAGUAACUUCCGCGAGUUUUACUACAUCCAGAUGGAGAAAUCUGCCCGACAGGCUAUGGCCGACGGCAUCACCGACACCAACGACCUGAAGGUCACCAGGGACUGUGAACUCUUCCGCGCCCUCAACAUGCACUACAACAAAGCCAACGACUUUCAGAUUCCCGAUACCUUUCUGGAGGUGGCGGAAGUGACUCUUCGGGAGUUUUUUAACGCAGUCUAUCUGGGAAAAGACACUGAUCCAGCCUGGAAAAAAGGCAUCUACAAAGUGAUCUGCAAACUGGACACCAAGGUCCCUGAGGUCUUUAAAUCCCAGGGGUGUCUGCAGGAGGCCAUAAUCGAUUAGUGCUGCCGGCUGGGUCUGGCUCAGGGGCUUGGGAGGUAGGGGUGCACAGGAAGGGGAGGGGGUGGGAGGUGUAACCUGAUCUAUGCUGUGUUUCACCUGCUGCAUCUCUUUUAGUGUUACAUUGAGCAACAGUAGAUAUGUACUUCCAUACUGAACAAGAACUCAACAAUCACAUUUUCUGAACCAUCACCAUUUAAACACUUCCACCAAACCCCAUCUCAGUCUGUGUAAGAGCGAAAGGUCGCAGGGCUCUGCCCACUGGCUUCAGGAAUUAAUGCUUCUAACAACACAAUUUUUGUAUCUGGGAAAAUGAGAGAGAGACUAAGAGAUGACUCUCCUCUGAUCUUCUCCCUCCUCCCCCCACCACCUACCCACCUACACCACUGGCCACUCUGAAAACAUUGAAUACUCCCUCCGCACUGAGAUCAGACAAUCUGCUCAUGUUGUCACAGCUCGAACCUGCUUCACCUUCACAUCACCAGGUAGAAUUUUUUUUUACUAAAACAAUGUUUAAACCUCAAAACGCAUGUUAAAAUCCUUCCUUUGGAGCAAAUACGAGUCUCUGAGAAAUGGAGGGUUUUAAUUUUUUCCUCUCUCUUUCCUCCCAUCCCUCCUCUUUCGACUUUAUAUUUAUUAUUAGAAAUGUGACAAAAACAUUUUUACUAACAACGCAAUCCUGCAAGAAUAGGCAGAGAAUAUAGUUUUUUUUUAAAAUGCUACAAGUCCUUGUGAGCAGGUGGCAUGUGCUCCAUCCAUUUAACAGGAGUGGGAAGAUCCCAUUCAGGCGGGUGAACGUGAAACUUGCUACGGCUAUUUGGUUAUGAAAGAACACAUACCAGGCUAUACCCUACCUAGUGCUGUCAAGAUCUAAAAUGUUAAAGGGCAACAUUAAGGCACAUCUACAAUAUUAGUCACAAUUUGCGACAUUGAAAGAAAGAGCCGAGUACUAGUUUUGACUGUUUGUGUUUGUACACAGGCUGGUUAGAAGACAUUUUUUUUCCAACUUAUUGUGUGUGUGUGUAUACCUACAUCAGUCAUUUUAACCCAUCUUUCCCUCUUUAUAUUUUUAAUUUGCCUUGUGUGUACCUUCUUGCAGUUAGAGAAAUCAGUACGUUUGUAUAGCAGCAAGCAAAAUAAAAGCGAAUUUAA
Molecule: messenger RNA, 3387 nt
Organism: Callorhinchus milii (elephant shark)
Lineage: Eukaryota; Metazoa; Chordata; Chondrichthyes; Chimaeriformes; Callorhinchidae
Product: prospero homeobox protein 1
Exons: 5
Coding region: 1-2238 (745 amino acids)
Biological process (GO): regulation of transcription by RNA polymerase II
Cellular component (GO): nucleus
Molecular function (GO): RNA polymerase II cis-regulatory region sequence-specific DNA binding; DNA-binding transcription factor activity, RNA polymerase II-specific
Source: RefSeq, a predicted model, not a curated record